AUGCCUGGAAAGACUCUUACACCAUAUGAACAGGUCCCUGUGACUAAGGAGGAUUUGGACUGGGCCGAACUCGUCACUCUCGACUUGAGCCAAUUCGAGAAGCCAGGCGGCAAGGAAGCUCUUGUCCAGCAACUCGAGCACGCAGUCCGCCAUGUCGGCUUCUUCUACGUCAAGAACUUCAACAUCAGCCAAGAGGAAGUAGACCGCCAAUUUGCUCUCGGCCGCGAAUUCUACGACCUCCCUCUCGAAGAGAAACUCAAACACCACAAUCUCAAAGACCUCGAAGCCGGCGAAUACAACGGCUACCGCCCCGCCGGCCUUCGCUCCCUGGCUCCCGGCAUCGUCGACAACAUCCAAGUCUACAACAUUCCCAAAUUCGACGGUCACCACCACCGUCAACACCCCGCCGUCCUUCAAGACCACAUUGACGAAAUCGAAACCUUCAGUCGCAAAUGCCACUCUGAAGUCGUGGUAAAGCUUCUCCGCCUUUUCGCCCUCCUCCUCGAAGUCCCCGAGGAUUUCUUCGUCAAGGAUCACGCUUAUGACGAUUUUGGCGAGGAUCAUUUGCGCUAUAUGCAUUAUGCCGCUCGCUCUGCAUCCGAGAACGCUAAAGUGGGUGAAUUGUAUACACCAGGCCACACUGAUUUAGGCUCUGUGACUUUGCUUUUCAGACAACCUGUUGCGGCAUUGCAGAUUUUGAACAAUGAGGGACAGUGGAAGUGGGUUAAGCCUCAGGAUGCGACCAUCACGAUUAAUACCUGUGAUGCAUUGACCGCAUUGACGGCGGGGUAUGUGAAGAGUAGUGUGCAUCGUGUCCGCGCACCCCCAAAGGACCAAGCACAUGUGGAUAGAUUGGGAGUGUUGUAUUUCGCCAGACCCAACAACCACGUCUCCCUAACCCCAGUCAAAAGUCCUGUCCUCUCCAAACUAGGACUCACGGAAAACGCUUUUACCAAGAUCGGUCAAAAUCUUACCAUGCAAGAGUGGGUCAAGGUUCGUCAGACGCAGCAGCAGAGAAAGACGGAGACGCCGGAGAUCAAAGAGGGCAAGUAUUUUUACAAGGAGAAGGAUUUGGAGAUUUUGCCGGGGUUGAAGGCGGUGGUGCAUAAUUAGGUGGGAAUAUGAUCGGAGGGGGAGGAUAGGAGAGGGUGUGAGAGGAAGGUUAUUUUGUAUUGAAAGGAAUGGUUAAUUGCUUUUACUACGUUGGUGGCACAGUAACGCGAACAGGACAGUUGAUGUGAAGAAUAUGGUGCGUAGAUGAUUCAGCAGAGGUGGUAAUGGAGGAUUAGG
Molecule: messenger RNA, 1290 nt
Organism: Aureobasidium pullulans EXF-150
Lineage: Eukaryota; Fungi; Ascomycota; Dothideomycetes; Dothideales; Saccotheciaceae
Product: Clavaminate synthase-like protein
Exons: 4
Coding region: 1-1113 (370 amino acids)
Molecular function (GO): dioxygenase activity
Source: RefSeq, a predicted model, not a curated record